This is a messenger RNA of Hibiscus syriacus, 1617 nucleotides long. RefSeq lists its product as uncharacterized. Gene Ontology annotation, biological process: proteolysis. Gene Ontology annotation, molecular function: ATP-dependent peptidase activity; ATP binding; metalloendopeptidase activity. The coding region runs from base 62 to 1267 and encodes 401 amino acids. Lineage: Eukaryota; Viridiplantae; Streptophyta; Magnoliopsida; Malvales; Malvaceae. The record is from RefSeq and is a predicted model, not a curated record. The transcript has 8 exons.
UGUUGAUCAACAAAUUCUUGAGUUCUUAACACAAAAACCAUUUUUUUAUUGUUAAACUCUUAUGGCUCUCUCCGCUGCUGCUUCUCUAUCAUUUCGCCAAACUUUGCCACACUUCCUCGCUUACCACCCAUUUCCUCUCUCACACUCUCAUCCAAUUUCCUUUCUUUCCUUCCAAACACCGCAUCCGCCACACAAAAGCAUCCAUUACCACCCACCAAGAGCUCUGAGGGAAUGGCAAGAAUACGAGGAAGCAGUGAAGAAGAAGGACUUAGCUACUGCUCUAAGGUUCCUCAUAUCCAUUGAAAAAGACAACAACGACAACCCUGUUGAGGAAAAUCGCCCCUUAUCCACUCGGUCACGACUCGGCGAUUUGGAUUUUCUCGGUGGGUCGGUGAGGGAUUGGGAGGUCUUGGACACGUGCCUCAAUGCUGACGACAUGAGACUUGUUGGCACUGCUUAUGAGUUCCUUAAGGUCAAAGGUCUUUUACCCAAUUUUGGAAGAUUCAGUAGCAUCGUUGUGGAGGGGACUAGGGAUGUUACACCUGCUAUGUUGAAGUCUUCUACUGGCCUAGAAGCUUCUAAACUUUCUCCAAAGAAGUGGGGUCUUUCUGGAAGCUCAAGUGUUGUAUUGGCUGGUUUACUUGGUGGGGUGUCCUAUCUACUCCAACAAGGAAUUGAUAUCAGGCCUCAACUUGCAAUUAUACUGGGGCUAGCCUUCACAGACUCUACCCUCCUUGGUGGUACCUGUUUAGCUCAAAUCUCGAGUUAUUGGCCUCCAUAUAGGCGUCGGAUUCUAGUUCAUGAAGCAGGGCAUCUAUUAGUAGCUUAUCUUAUGGGUUGUCCUAUUCGUGGAGUGAUUUUAGACCCAAUAGUUGCAAUGCAAAUGGGCAUUCAAGGGCAGGCUGGAACUCAGUUUUGGGAUGAAAAAAUGAAUAAUGAAAUGGCAGGAGGACUAUUGAGUGGUUCCACCUUUGACAGAUACUGCGUGGUACUUUUUGCUGGCAUUGCAGCUGAAGCUCUAGUAUAUGGUGAAGCCGAGGGUGGGGAGAAUGAUGAGAACUUGUUUAGAAGCAUCUGUGUACUUCUGGAACCCCCUCCCUCUUUAGCACAGAUGUCAAAUCAAGCAAGAUGGUCAGUGCUACAGUCUUACAAUCUGCUUAAAUGGCAUAGACGUGCUCAUGGAGCUGCUUUCAAAGCUAUGGAAAGUGGCGGCAGUCUUAGUGUCGUAAUUAGGAAAAUUGAAGAAGUCAUGUCUUCCAGCAGAUGAAGUAUGAAAGUUGCAAGUUUACUGGUCACAUUCUCAUAAGAGGGCGAACGGAAACUGGAGUUUGUCAAUAAAAUACAUGAAGCAAUACUAACCACGGUCCUUGCUUUGUAAUUAUGGCUGGUUCUUCCUUGUUAAUGGUGUUGGUUUUGAAACAACUUGAUGAAGUAAAGAGUUGUGGAAUGAAUCACAGAUAGACACCAAUCCUCAUCAAUCCACCAAGGUAUGGCAAACCAGCAAAUCAACAUCCAUCCGUUUCAAUAACCUGCUCACAAAUCCUCAUCUACUCUCACGCCAGAACCUAAAUCCCAAGGAAAGCAACUAACAGAUAGACAUGGAGCCUGAAGAAAAAA